Messenger RNA from Durio zibethinus, 879 nucleotides. The record is from RefSeq and is a predicted model, not a curated record. Lineage: Eukaryota; Viridiplantae; Streptophyta; Magnoliopsida; Malvales; Malvaceae.
AUGGCUGCUGCCAGAGUUACCUCGAAGCUUCUGAUAGACCAAAAAUCCCAAAGAGUUCUGUUUGCAGAAGCUGGCAAAGACUUUGUUGAUUUUCUCUUCAACAUGCUGUCAUUGCCUGUUGGCACUGUCAUAAGGCUUCUUACUAAACAAGGAAUGGUGGGGUGCCUUGGAAAUCUUUAUGGCAGCAUUGAAAAUUUGGAUGAUACCUACAUGCAGUCACCAGCAAACAAAGACACCCUUUUGAAACCUUUAGUUUCUAACUUUGCUGCUCGUGUACUUCUUUUGUUGCCUAACAUCAACAUGCAAUCAUCAACAUCCAACGGCCUUUAUAGGUGUCGCAAUACCAACUGUCGCAUGUAUGUGGCAAACGAUCCAAAAUCUACUUGUCCUUCUUGCGACAAUGUUAUGAACCAAAACGUAACUUUUGUUAAUCCGACAAACAAGGCCUCGUCCUCGGGUGAGGGAGGUUACGUGAAGGGAGUUGUUACUUAUAUGAUCAUGGAUGAUCUGGUGGUGAGGCCUAUGUCAACUAUUUCUAGUAUCACUUUGCUCAACAGGUUCAAUGUCAAGGAUGUAGGGGUUCUUGAAGAGAGAGUCAUUGAUAUGGGAAUGGAUGAGGGAGUGAAAUUGCUGAGGGCAUCGAUGCAGUCCAGGACUGUGCUUACUGAAGUGUUCCUUGGGAAGAAAGUCACCAAAAUAAUACUUUCCAUGGCAACCAACAAUGUGAGCUUGAAGCAUCUGGUAGAUACCAAAGGGCAGAGGGUUUUGUUUGCAGAAGCUGGCAAAGAUUUUGUUGAUUUUCUCUUCUACAUGUUCUCUCCAACAGGGCAUGGUGGGUUGCCUUGGAAACCUUUACGACAGCAUAGAAAAUUUGACUGA